Molecule: messenger RNA, 915 nt
Organism: Stereum hirsutum FP-91666 SS1
Lineage: Eukaryota; Fungi; Basidiomycota; Agaricomycetes; Russulales; Stereaceae
Exons: 3
Coding region: 1-915 (304 amino acids)
Source: RefSeq, a predicted model, not a curated record
AUGUCUCCAAGUGCGCUCAUCACCAUCUCCUCCGGAUACCCUACUGAUCGCCACGUCAGCCACGGAUAUACAGUCGACACCGCUCAUCUUCUAAUAUCCACCCUCACCAUCACUCGCUUUCUGAACCAUGUCUCAUCCGGAGAGAUCGAUCCAAAUAACGAAUCCUCCGUCUACGCAGCUCUCUGGGCCGAUACGAACGAACUCGCCGAUGUCUCCCAUCUGUCGGAAGUCCAAGGCUCGCAGAUCGACAUGGACACCUGCACUCGCGUUGUAGGCUCGAUUUUCCGUGACGCUGGGUUUCAUUGCUCGACUAUCGCUGGAUACAUCGGGGACGAGGUCCUCAGGCACUCAGAUAUUGUGAGGACGGGAUUGGUGAUCGGUUUGUGGCCCAUCAAUGCGCAGGCCAUGGUUGGCGAGGAGUAUGGGAGUCCAGAGAGUAUACGAGUUGAGGGAAGGAAGGAUGGGAAACAGAGACAGGCUCAGGCCAUGAUCGGUUGGAUCUCCGUCGACUCUCUGGGCGUGAAGCGUCUCAAAUUGCUGGAAUGGCGGACCGAGUCCAAGCGGUCAACGGAGUCGUCGAGGCAGGGGCUGAAGGUGUAUGAGCACGACCCCAAGGAGUUCGAGAUUCUUCGGCUCUUCGUUUUCUUCCGAGACGGGAAACACAUCCUCCAGGCGGCCUGUCAGAUCCCUAGUCUCGCACUACGACGAUCUCGACAACAAAUCACGCACCUCGCUGCUUCCACCUUCGCGGUCUCUACCACCUAUUACGAUCCCAGAUCCUCCGCCCCGACGGGCCACAUUUUUACCUCCACCGGUUACCCAGCCUCCUCCCAUACCACGACGCCACGCGAGUACCACAGCGCGAAGGAGUUCGCGCUCUCAUCGCCAUUCAUCGUCCAGCACUUCGAGAUCUGA